This is a messenger RNA of Priapulus caudatus, 1793 nucleotides long. Its product is annotated as 2-amino-3-carboxymuconate-6-semialdehyde decarboxylase-like. Gene Ontology annotation, biological process: secondary metabolic process. Bases 81 to 1100 code for a protein of 339 amino acids. Gene Ontology annotation, cellular component: cytoplasm; cytosol. The record is from RefSeq and is a predicted model, not a curated record. The transcript has 11 exons. NCBI's taxonomy places the organism in Eukaryota, Metazoa, Priapulida, Priapulimorpha, Priapulimorphida, Priapulidae. Gene Ontology annotation, molecular function: carboxy-lyase activity; hydrolase activity.
GUGUAUGUACACGCGGCUAAUAACACGUACAUUGAGUUGUCAUUUUAUUGUAGCUGUAAGAUAGAAGAUUGGAACUUGGAAUGAAGGUGGACAUUCAUACCCACAUCCUACCGAAGACGUGGCCAGAUCUGCAUAAGCGCUAUGGCUAUGGAGGGUUUAUUAGUUUAGAUCACCAUGAGCCUGGCAAGGCUCGAAUGAUGAUAGAUGACAAGCUGUUUCGGAUCAUCGAGGAAAACUGUUGGUCCACCAAGGCACGGAUCAGUGAUAUGGACAGGGAUGGCGUCACAGUACAGGCCCUGUCUACUGUUCCAGUAAUGUUUAAUUACUGGGCAAAACCGGCAGACACACUUGACCUGUGUAGGUUGCUUAAUAAUGAUAUGGCCGAUCAGAUUCGAACGCACCCUGAUAGGUUUGUGGGACUUGGAACUCUGCCGAUGCAGGCACCCCGUCUGGCUGUAGAGGAGUUAAAGCGGAUACAUCAUGACCUUGGUUUUCCGGGUAUUCAGAUUGGCUCGCAUAUAAAUGACUGGGAUUUGAAUGCGCCCGAAUUGGACCCAAUCUAUGCUACUGCCCAAGAUCUGGACUGUGCCAUAUUUGUUCAUCCAUGGGACAUGGAUCAGAGUGGUAGAAUGAAUAAGUACUGGCUACCUUGGUUAGUAGGCAUGCCAGCAGAAACAACAACAUCCGUCGUAUCAAUUCUGUUUGGUGGAGUGCUGGAGCGAUUCCCACGGUUAAAGGUGUGCUUUGCACAUGGUUGUGGCACCUUCCCAUACACUAUAGGUAGGAUAGAACAUGGCUUCAAUGUACGACCUGAUCUGUGUGCUAUUGACAACAGUCAUGGUCCCCGCAACUACAUUGGUCGAAUCUGGAGUGACUCAUUGGUGCACGACAGAGAUGCCCUCCGGCUACUCAUGAAGACACUGGGACAUGAUAGGGUCAUGUUGGGGUCAGACUACCCAUUUCCUCUUGGGGAACACCAGGUGGGGAAACUCAUCGAGAGCAUGCCAGAUAUAAGCCCCCAACUGAAGGAUGAUCUACUAGCAGGAAACUGUUGUCAGUUUCUCGGACUGGAGCGAAGUCGAUUUGAACUUAAAAAAUAAGUGGUCAUUCGAUUUCAAUUAAGGAUAGCGAUAAAAACAUGUUAAGCUGGCUACUUCUUCUGGCCACCUUUUAAUGGAGCAUUACCGGUGAUAUUGGUGAUAUUGUUUGUUGGCGAGGGAGACUACAGGCUGUUAACAUAUCUGUAUAUGUUGUUUUUCAAACUAUGGAUGACUAAAAUAGGAAUUUAUUUUAACUAUAAUUAUUUAUAUUUUAUAAUAAAUAUUUUUUAACUAAUUUUAGAUUUUGUCAAGCUUUAAAAAGUGUCAUGUACAUGAAAUGUAUAUAGUUGGCAUUUGUUGGCCAACAAAUUGGCCAUCUCAACAGAUUGGCCUCAUUUGUUGGCCAAUUUCAUUAAGAAGAUUCAAAUUAAAAUAGGUAGCUAAUCUGCGCUGGAACCCAUAUCAGGUUACCUCCUGAUAUCGAUCAUUUUAUACAAAAACAUUGUGAUUUUUUGUUUUAAUUCAUCUGCAUAUGUCGAUUACAAAAACCUAUGGAAAUUUGUUUGUCUAACAAACACAUUUUAAUAAGAUGGUGCUAUAUCUCAUGUUGUAACCAAAUCGGGUCUCUGUGUACCGUUGGACCUAUGCUCCUGUGCAUUGUUUUUAUCAUGCUUAAUCACAAAAUGCUUUGUGGGCCAAUAAUAUAAAAUAUUGAUGUUAAAGGCAUAAUAAGCCCAUUGAUUAUGCAAUGUU